AUGACUCCCACGAAGAGAAAGUUGCGGUCGCGCGGGCCGCCCUCGGGGGCCGAGCCGCGGGGCCAGGGCUGCUGCGCCCCGCGCGCCGCCGCCUGGCCGGCCCGGCAGCCCUCGGGGCCGGCGCGGCGCCGCGGGCCCGCCCGCUUCAGCUCGGAGGCGCGGGGCAGGACGAGGCGCGAGGCCAGCACGAAGCCCAGCACCAGCCCGAGCAGCACGCUGAGCCAGGCGCGCCGGCCCCGCGCGGCCAUGUCCGCGCCGCCGCUCCCCGCAGCCGCCGGCCCCGCGCGCGCUCAGCUCGCCGCCGCCGCCGCCGCCCCCCGCCCGCCCGCGGAGGCCGGCCCCGCGCCCUAG
Messenger RNA from Pipistrellus nathusii (Nathusius's pipistrelle), 351 nucleotides. The record is from the annotation of a GenBank genome assembly. NCBI's taxonomy places the organism in Eukaryota, Metazoa, Chordata, Mammalia, Chiroptera, Vespertilionidae.